AUGAGAUUUCUAAUCCUUGCCUUAUUGCUUGCAAUUUCCAUUGCAGUAUUUGCCUUGUGCAAUGCAGAGUAUUCUCUUGCAGAAAGCAGUGCUCUCUCUACUUAUCUUCCAAGAAAAAGAAAAUAUGGUAGAAAAUAUGGUAGAAAGUAUGGCAGAAAAUUCAGAAAAUACGGUAGAAAGUAUGGCAAGAAGAGCAGAAAAUAUAGAAAGUAUGGCAGAAAGUAUGGUAAAAAGUACGGCAGAAAGUAUGGUAGAAAAUUCAGAAAAUAUGGUCGAAAGUAUGGUAGAAAGUAUGGUAAAAAGUAUGGUAGAAAAUUCAGAAAGUAUGGUAGAAAGUAUGGUAAAAAGAGCCGAAAAUAUAGAAAGUAUGGUAGAAAAUUCAGAAAAUACGGUAGAAAAUAUGGUAGAAAGUACGGAAAGAAGAGCAGAAAAUAUAGAAAGUAUGGCAGAAAGUAUGGUAGAAAGUAUAGAAAGUAUGGCAGACGAUAUGGCAAGAAGAACAGAAAGAAUAGAGCUCGUCGUCACAAGAAAUACUAA
This is a messenger RNA of Naegleria lovaniensis, 537 nucleotides long. RefSeq lists its product as uncharacterized. The coding region runs from base 1 to 537 and encodes 178 amino acids. The transcript has a single exon. NCBI's taxonomy places the organism in Eukaryota, Heterolobosea, Eutetramitea, Acrasida, Naegleriidae. The record is from RefSeq and is a predicted model, not a curated record.